Pestalotiopsis fici W106-1 is the source of this 933-nucleotide messenger RNA. RefSeq lists its product as uncharacterized. The transcript has 4 exons. The record is from RefSeq and is a predicted model, not a curated record. Bases 1 to 933 code for a protein of 310 amino acids. Lineage: Eukaryota; Fungi; Ascomycota; Sordariomycetes; Amphisphaeriales; Sporocadaceae.
AUGGCCAGUACCGUAGAACAAAACAAGGCUCAUUUCAAGUUGAAGGAGUUGGGUUGCACCAGCACAAUUCUAUCGCUACUUGCACCCCCUGGUCCGGUAUCCUUGUCGGGCAAAACGCAGCUAGCUGACGGCAACGGCAGCAAUGUUGCAGCACAAUACGACACCAAGUUCGAGAAGAGUCUCCAACAACUCACGGAAGCGAUCCAGUCUAGACUAGACUUUAUCGGCGUGGACUGGGCAGACGACGACGACGACGACGAUUAUGGUCUUGAUGACGACGACGAACACGAUGACAAGGACGGCAGUGAUGAGAAGAGGGCCGAGGAAGAUACUCUGACCCCAAACAGUGCCAGGCAAGUGAGACUGCUAGAUUAUGCUUGCGGAACUGGCAUGAUAUCUCGGGCACUGGGUCCUUAUACAACGCAGUGUAUAGGCAUUGACAUAUCAGAGAAUAUGGUUGGGGCGUACAAUGCCCGAGCUGAAAAUCAGGGACUAACAAAGGAGGACAUGUUUGCUGUCGUUGGCAACUUGGCCGCGCCUGAUGAUCCAGAGCCCGCGGCCCUGUCUGGCCCCGAAUUCUUCAACUUUGACCUGGCGGCAGUAGGCGGGGGAUUCCACCACUUUGAUGAUCCCGGGUUUACGGCGGCGCGCCUAGUUGAGCGCCUCAAGCCCGGUGGCGUGCUCUUCAUCUGGGACUUUCUGACCCACGAGCAGGACCAUGACCACGCGACCCACGGGGUUAUCCAUCACGGCUUCUCCCAGGAGCAGGUCCGUCACAUCUUCGAAGAGGCCGGCGCGGGCGAAAACUUUGCCCUUGACGACCUUGGCAGCGGCGUUGUGUUUCCCCACGGCCACGGUCACGACGGGCAGCCGCUUAAGCGCCGAGCCUUUGUCGCUCGAGGGGAGAAGAAGAAGAAGAAUGAGAAUGCCUAG